CGUUGCCAUGGACACGCCCACCCACAAACAACAACCAUUUGAGAGAUACAAUGGCUGCCGCAGCUUCAGUGAGUGACUCGCCUGAAACUGUCCUCCCCGAGAAGAUAGGAGGAGAGGAAGAAGAUGAGACCGGAGUAGAGACACAGGAGCAUAAAAGUGUUAAAAAGAAGAAGAAAAAGUCGUCAUUGACUAUUAACCUAACAAACUGCAAAUAUGAUAGUGUUCGUCGAAUGGCAAGGAAGUUUGGCAUGAAAGUGGUGACUGGGGAGGACCCCAGUGAUUGGGUAAUAUACUGGACUGACAUGGCACUCCCUGAUAGAGUAACUGAAAUAAAAUCAUACCAGAAAGUCAAUCAUUUCCCAGGGAUGAAUGAGAUAUGUCGUAAAGAUUUCCUGGCAAGGAACAUGAAUAGAAUGUUAAAAUUAUUUCCAAAAGAGUACAACUGCUUCCCAAGGACAUGGACAUUACCUGCUGAUUUUGGUGAUUUUCAAGCUUACUGUCAGACAAAGAAAAACAAAGUGUUCAUAGCUAAGCCUGGUAGUGGUUGUCAAGGAAAAGGGAUAUUCUUAUUUCGUAAUAUAAAGGACAUUAAACCAGGAGAACAUUUAGUAUGUCAACAAUACAUAAGCAAGCCCUUUACUAUCGAUAAGUUCAAGUUUGACUUGCGUAUCUACAUACUAGUGACAUCCUGUGACCCAUUGAGAGUGUAUGCUCAUCGGGACGGUCUUGUUAGACUGGCUACUGUGAAAUAUAGAGAACCAACUAAUUCUAAUAUGGAUGAGUUAUGUAUGCACUUAACAAAUUAUGCUAUUAACAAGCACAGUAAGGACUUCAUUAGAGAUGAGGAGAGUGGUAGCAAGAGACGGAUCACAACACUCAACAAGUGGUUUGAGGACAAUGGAUAUGAUCUAGACAAGAUCUGGUCUGACAUUGAUGAUGUCAUCAUUAAAACACUAAUAUCAGCUCAUCCAGUCGUCUGCCACAACUAUCGGUCCUCAUUCCCUAAUCACACGAGAGGCAGUGCCUGCUUUGAGAUACUCGGCUUUGACAUUCUCCUAGACCGCAAACUCAAGCCCUGGCUGAUGGAAGUGAACAGGUCCCCCAGCUUCCAUACUGACUCCCCAUUGGAUAAGGAAGUGAAGGAGGCUUUGAUAUAUGAUACACUGGAUCUCAUUGACCUCUUUGCUAAUGAUAGGAAGAGAUGUCUGGAGGAGGAGAAACAGAGAGCAAGGGAUAGGCUCCUACAGAAGGCAAGAUCUAAGGACUCAAGGUACUGGAUAGAGAAAUGA
Molecule: messenger RNA, 1289 nt
Organism: Amphimedon queenslandica
Lineage: Eukaryota; Metazoa; Porifera; Demospongiae; Haplosclerida; Niphatidae
Product: tubulin polyglutamylase ttll6-like
Exons: 9
Coding region: 51-1289 (412 amino acids)
Biological process (GO): protein polyglutamylation; microtubule cytoskeleton organization
Cellular component (GO): ciliary basal body
Molecular function (GO): tubulin binding; tubulin-glutamic acid ligase activity
Source: RefSeq, a predicted model, not a curated record